CUGUUGUUCGAUACCUUAUAGUUCGGCCAAACUGAAACCGAAUCACCUGCGGGAUUACUUUACAUGCUGGAACAGAGCUGCGCCUUUAUCCUCCAAUGGAAGCUGCAGAUAAUCCACAGGGGCGAGAUGGUGCCAGUCAGAGGCGCUCCCCCCUCGAUGUCCUCAUGAGUCAGAUCCGGAAGAAGCGCUCAGACAGGAAGCCACUGGGUCGCUUCUUGUCCUGGACCUCAGAGCGGACCGGGAUCCCUGAGGAUGAGCCGGACUGCAGAGAGGAAAACCGACCGAGUCCAGCACCUGCAGAGGGCGAGGGGGACGUGGGCUGGGGGCGAGUGUGCGCUUUCCUACAGAAGCUGGGGAGGAAAGCCGACAGUCGGAGCCUGAGCCUGAGCCACUGUGACCUGACGGCCACAGACCUGCUGGAGCUCGCAUCUUUGCUGCAGUCGCUCCCGCAGCUUGAGGAGGUGGAUGUGUCCUGGAAUGACCUGAUUGGUGGAAGCCUGACAGCAAUAACCUCACACUUCCAGCUGGUGGGCGGGGUCAGGACGCUGAGGCUCUGCGGCUGCAGGCUGGAUGGGGAGGAUGCAGCGGCUCUGGGGGAAGCUCUCGCCUGCAUUCCUCUGUUGGAGAUCCUUGAUUUGUCCUGGAACGGUGGUGUUGGAGGUGGUGCUCUGCAAAACCUGCUGGGAAAACUGCAGCCUCCUCUGAGAGAGCUCCACCUAGUGGCCUGUCAGCUUACAGACGCAGAUUCCUCAGCAUUAGGGGGAAUGGUGGCCACUCUUCCCAGACUCUGCGUUCUGGACGUCUCCUGUAACCCCCAGCUGUCAGAGGAUUCAAACGGCGUGGGCUUCCGUCAGUUUGCAGCCGCCCUUUCCAAGGCCACGCCCCUCACCACACUCCGCCUACAGGCUUGUGGCCUGACUGCAGACAGUCUUGCUGCUCUCAGCGCCUCCCUCUGCAGCCUCCCCUCCCUGCGAGAGCUAGACCUGUCCUGCAACAAGCACCUGUCCGGAGGCCUGAGCCACCUCACCUUCCACCUGGCUCACGUGGCUCACCUGGAGAGCCUGGACCUGCACCUGUGUGCUCUGACGCGCGCCGACCUGGAGGCUUUGAUCCAGGCGCUGCCCACCCUGACGGCGCUGACGCAGCUCGACCUGUCGUCCAACAUGGAGGUGGGGGGCGUGGUCCAUCCACUGGUCUCCUCCCUCCCCCUGACCCAAAUGAGGCGGCUGCCGCUCAACAGCUGCAGCCUGAGCCAGGAGUCCUUCACUGCUCUGACUCUGGCAGUGCCUCACCUGCGCAGCGUGGACGUGUCCUGGUGUAAAGUGGUCGGCGGUCGCCUGGCGCUGCUGCUGGACGCGCUGCAGCCGUCUGUCAUCGUGGAGCUCCGCCUCAGCAGCUGCAGGCUCAGCGCAGACGACCUGCAUCACCUCGCUGCAGUCUGCAGGCGAGGCUCUCUGUCCUCUCUGAGAGUUCUGGAUCUGUCCUACAACGACUCGGUGGCGGACGACGGCUGGUCCGCCGUGUUCGCAGCGGGAGGUCUGGCUUCGCUGGAGGACCUGGACCUCAGUCUGAGGCCUUCGGCGUCUGCUUCCUGCAGCGCCUGGCUCCCCGCUCUGAUCCACGCCCUGCCUCAAAUGCCGGCGCUGACCCGGCUGGCGCUGCAGCGGUGGACCGCCACGUCUCAGGAGAGACGGAGGCUUAUCCACGGCACGAAGACGAGAGCUCUCCUGGUGGAUUGGGAUUCAGACACGACAGACUCAACGUUCCAGUCAAGUGGUCAUGACACGCCUGAGGAGUGAGGACCGGCCCACAAAAGAUCAGGUACCACACCUGUCCUAGAUGUCCUUCAUCAGCAGCAGGACUGGAGACUGUCAUCGGAACUUGAGACUCACUAUUUGAUGUUUUAUUCAUUUAAAUUAAAUUUUUAUCUGAAGAAAAAUAUCAGGCUGCAGCAAACAUGAAGGUGAGAGGAAUCCACUAGAGAAAAGAUCACACAUCAGAGGAAGAACAUGAAGUUCCUUACAUUUGAUUUGAUGUCUGAUUCAGCUGAUGAAAUGAUGCAGCAGCAGCUUUCUGUCUGAAGGGACUUUCUGGGAGAAAAUCUUCUCCAGAUUUCAAGUCCAAAUGGAAUAAAAACCUGGCGGCUGCUGUCGA
This is a messenger RNA of Oryzias latipes (Japanese medaka), 2154 nucleotides long. RefSeq names its product leucine rich repeat containing 31 (gene lrrc31). The record is from RefSeq and is a predicted model, not a curated record. Lineage: Eukaryota; Metazoa; Chordata; Actinopteri; Beloniformes; Adrianichthyidae. Gene Ontology annotation, molecular function: protein binding.